Molecule: messenger RNA, 1470 nt
Organism: Dichotomopilus funicola
Lineage: Eukaryota; Fungi; Ascomycota; Sordariomycetes; Sordariales; Chaetomiaceae
Exons: 5
Coding region: 1-1470 (489 amino acids)
Source: RefSeq, a predicted model, not a curated record
AUGGUGAACCGAAAGCCGAACGUUGCGACCAGCAUUCCAGAGUGGGCCGACAAGAUUCGCCGGCAACUCGGCAUCAAGGGCACAGAUCCCGACCGGGACGACAAGAUCUGGGCCGCGGAUACUGCCGGCUGGUGUUUCUCCUCGGGCUCUGAUCUCGACGAGAAAGACUACCUGCUCCUCCGGGUUAUCUGGACCCAUCACGGCAAUAUCAACAAGCUCAGCGCUUUCAUUCGAAAUAACCCAGAGCUAGAGGGGGGGAGUACAAGGGAGAUAUAUGAGCGCAUCAAGCCCGAGCUUGAGGGGUACUUGGAGGACAUUCGGCCAAACAAAGAUGGGACUCGGCCGCGCUCCAGCUGCGGCAAGUAUUCGACUAUCAAAGAGUUCCACAACCGGAGCGAUGUGGCUGAAUUGUCAAAGAAAGUUCACAAAAAGUUCAAUCCUACAAUCUCCGCCUCCCCAUCCGCCACCGCCGCCUCCACCAAUUCCUUGGAUGAUGACGGUGCCUUUGCCUCUGGCGAUAUAACGACGUUGAUGGCAGAGACGAGCAUCUCGGGGCUUCCCGCCACACCUGUGAGACGGGGCCCGCAAGCCCAGCCUUCGAUGGAGACGCCGGUAGUGGCCACAUCAUAUCCGGUGGCAGGCGGCACGCAAAACCCCGCCACAACAGACGAGUACUACGUUAACAUGGCAAUCCUCGUGCUGCUGCAACAGCUCCUCUCGGACAUGAGAGAGCUCGCCACUGACGUUCCUAGGCGCCGGCUCGACUUUCUCGGCCUCCCCUUUGAGGACCUUGACUGGUUGGUGGACCGCCUAUCCUUAAAGUUGUACAGCCGCGAAUCUGGCGGCGAUCCCGUUGAGCUGAUGGAGGCCCGGGUGGACGGUUAUCUCUGCAAGAGGGGCUAUAAGCCAAAGCCAUGCGUCAGAAGGGCUGGAGCUUCCGCCAUUCGAUGGCAAGAGAGUGCAGAGAUGGCGUCCUGGGUGUCUAGCCUGGCUGAGGAGUCUGAACACUUCGGUUUGUUGCAGUCGUCGAGCAGUGGGAGAAAACGGCGCUUGCUACUAUCCCGAAACCGCGAAGAAAUAUACAUUACCAUCGCUGAAUACGGUGAGGCUUGGAAGCAGUACAUCCGUACCGGAAGCGCAUCGGGAUCGCCAAGCGCUCGCAAGAAAGGGGACGGCAUAGAUCUCGCUGGUUCGGACGUCUUUGUCCGAAACUCAAUCGCUGCCGUCCCCAAGGAAUUUGAAGAACAGGCCAAUGACGCAGAGAAGCACCUACCUGUCGACACGCCAAACCGCCCCCGCCUGACCCGCGCCCAGAAAGAGCUCAAGUUGCUAGAUAAUGGCCAUUUCUGCUUUAUGAAUCAGUGGGGACCCUUUUCUGCCAAGUCGGACAGCGACAUGGACCUUCUCUUGCGUCGGCUGAUCGGUUUCCACGUCCAGCUGCUAGCAACGGCUUCAGGACAGCCGAUUUAA